Penicillium oxalicum is the source of this 1974-nucleotide messenger RNA. RefSeq names its product glycine--tRNA ligase. Lineage: Eukaryota; Fungi; Ascomycota; Eurotiomycetes; Eurotiales; Aspergillaceae. Gene Ontology annotation, biological process: mitochondrial glycyl-tRNA aminoacylation. The record is from RefSeq and is a predicted model, not a curated record. The transcript is spliced from 2 exons. The coding region runs from base 1 to 1974 and encodes 657 amino acids. Gene Ontology annotation, molecular function: glycine-tRNA ligase activity; ATP binding. Gene Ontology annotation, cellular component: cytoplasm; mitochondrion.
AUGGCCACCGUCACCACCAAGACCGGCCAGUCGGUCGACCGCCUGGUCCUCGACUCGAUGCUCCGCCGCCGCAUGUUUUAUACCCCCUCCUUCGAAAUUUAUGGUGGUGUGUCCGGUCUGUACGACUAUGGCCCCCCCGGCACGGCCUUGGUCGCCAAUAUGACCGAGUUGUGGCGCAAGCACUUUGUGCUCGAGGAGGAUAUGCUGGAGGUUGACUGCACCAUGUUGACCCCUCAUGAUAUCCUCAAGACCAGUGGGCACGUGGACAAGUUUGCCGACUGGAUGUGCAAGGACCCCAAGACUGGCGAGAUCUUCCGCGCCGACCACCUGGUGGAGGAGGUGUUGGAGAACCGCCUGAAGGGCGACAAGGAGGCUCGCGGCCAGAAAGUCGAGGUCGACGCCGAAAAGGAAGCCAAGAAGAAGAAGAAGUCCAAGGGCGAGACUAAGGCUGUCAAGCUGGACGAUGCCCUCGUCAAGGAGUACGAGGAGAUCCUCGCUCAGAUCGACAACUUCGAUGGCCCUGCCCUCGAGCAGCUGAUCACCAAGUACGACAUUCGAAACCCCUCCACUGACGGCAAGGUUGAGCCUCCCGUCGCGUUCAACCUGAUGUUCCAGACCUCCAUUGGCCCUAGCAGCAACAUGCCUGGUUACCUCCGACCCGAGACCGCUCAGGGCCAGUUCCUGAACUUCCAGAAGCUGCUCGAAUUCAACCAGCAGGGCAUGCCUUUCGCCUCUGCCUCCAUUGGCAAGUCCUUCCGUAACGAAAUCUCCCCCCGCGCCGGUCUUCUGCGCGUGCGUGAAUUCCUUAUGGCCGAGAUCGAGCACUACGUCGAUCCCGAGGGUGGUAAGAAGCACCCUCGUUUCGCCGAGGUCAAGGACGUCGAGAUGUCCCUGCUGGAUCGCAAUGUCCAGCUGUCGGGCAGCACCAAGACCACGAAGAUGACUAUUGGCAAGGCUGUCGAGACCGGCCUUGUUGACAACGAGACUCUCGGUUACUUCCUUGCCCGUAUUCAGUCUUUCCUCCUCAAGCUCGGUAUUGACUUUGAGAAGCUGCGCUUCCGUCAGCACAUGGCCAACGAGAUGGCUCACUACGCCGCUGACUGCUGGGACGCUGAGUUGCAGACCAGCUAUGGCUGGAUUGAGUGUGUCGGCUGUGCCGACCGCAGUGCCUACGAUUUGACUGUGCACAAGGAUAAGACCGGUGCUCCUCUCGUUGUCCGUGAGACUCGCGCCGAGCCCCUGCGCGUUGAGGAGUGGCAGAUUGACCUCGAGAAGAAGAAGUUUGGUCCCCGCUUCAAGAAGGACGCCAAGACUGUGGAGUCGGCUAUCGAUGCCCUCUCCCAGGAGCUGCGUGAGAAGUUGUCUUUGGACCUCGAGAAGAACGGCAAGAUUGAGAUUGACAUUCAGGGUGUCGGUUCCGGCAAGGUCGAGCUGGAGAAGGACCUGAUCAAAAUUGAGAAGCGCACUCGCGUUGAGAAUGUCCGCGAGUACACUCCCAAUGUCAUCGAGCCGUCCUUCGGUAUCGGUCGUAUCAUGUACAGCAUGAUUGAGCACGUUUACUGGUCUCGCGCCGGCGAUGAGGCCCGCGGUGUUCUCUCCUUCCCCCCAUCCGUCGCCCCCACCAAGGUCCUGCUGGUUCCUCUGUCCACCAACGCUGCCUUCAAGCCCCUGACUCAGAGCCUGAGCGCCAAGCUGCGCCGCAUGGGUGUCUCCAGCCGGGUCGACGACUCUUCUGCCAGUAUCGGCAAGCGUUACGCCCGUAACGACGAGCUGGGAACUCCCUUCGGUGUGACAGUUGAUUUCCAGUCUGUCAAGGACAACACCUUCACCCUGCGUGACCGUGACACGACCAAGCAGGUCCGUGCCAGCGAAGAGGAGAUUUUGCGUGCCAUCAAGUCUCUUGUCGAUGGCGAUGAGACUUGGGCCGAUAUCCUCCAACGCCUUCCCGAGUUCACCGGCCAGGAGGUUGAGUAA